AUGAAUAAACACUGCUUUGUUGUCAUCGGUAUCGCAGUAAUUUUUCUCUUUACUGCCUUAGCAGGAGCUUUCAAAUUCCAUGGCUGCAGAGCACUUUUCCACGAAGAUUGUCAAAGAUUUGGAUGGAUUAGAGAUAUAACGGGCUUGGUGGCCACAGCAUUGGUCCUCUUUUUUCUCGCCCUCAUCUUUAGCUUAGUCUAUACUAUCAAGAAGUUGGAUUGGGCCAGCUAUUUGGAGUUUGGACUGCUCGCUUUUGGAGCUAUCCUAAUGUUAGCUGCUGUGUGUUUAAAUAUGUCCGUUGACAGGUGGAGGACACCUUCGCCCACAAUGUGUACAAUCGCCAUGACGUUGUCAAUUGAACUAAGCGUUGUUUUGGCAGUUCAAUUUCUAAAGGGAAAGAGCUUUUAA
Messenger RNA from Rodentolepis nana, 408 nucleotides. The record is from the annotation of a GenBank genome assembly. Lineage: Eukaryota; Metazoa; Platyhelminthes; Cestoda; Cyclophyllidea; Hymenolepididae.